UUUCUCCAAUUCAUCUCCACGUAACACUAGUAUUUCUGUAUUUGUCCACAACUACUAGUACGAGUACAUCUCUCUCUCUCUCUCUCUCUCUCUCUCUCUCUCUACAAGUAUGUACAUAGUAUUUUGAUUUUGAUUACAUCCAGAAAUUUUGCUGAUGAGUGAAAACCCUAGAAAGUUGCUGUUGCAGUGAAUACACAGAAAAUCAACUUCUGGUUCUUGAUUUUCACUCUCCGUUUUUACCGCUCUCUCUCUAGAUUUCAAAUCCAAGACAGAUAAGACUUGAUAUGAAACGGAGUUAAAAAGUACCGUAAAAACUUCCGUUUAUUUAUUAAAUAUAAAAAUCUAGAGAGAGAGAUCAGAGAGUCGGCGAAGCCAGCCAGCCAGCCAGCAAAGAGACCGUUACUAUUAAAGAAACUGCCAGGGUGUACAAAUAAUACACACAAAUACAUAUUCAUCAAUUCUAUAGUGAUAUACACACUUAUAAAAGGUGGGAAGUUUCGAUGCCAAUUUUAAACGAUUGCGAUUUGCUUUCUGCUCCAUUUUUUAUCUCGAGAGAGAGAGAAUUACAACAGCUCUUGAGGAUCGCAACAAAGACUGAAUACAUGUUCAUACACAGACACAACUUCAGGGUAUUCUGCUUUUUAUCUCUUGCUUGAUUCCUUAUACGGUGAUCAUAAGCAGAUUGGAUUGAUGUGCAAUGCAGAGAUCACGUAAAGCUCUUCUGCAUAGAAGAGCUUUGAAUGAGAUCCUUGGAAGGAAUCACUUGUUUACAGUUUCUUUAUCGCUUCUUCUUUUUAUGUGGGGGCUUGUCUUCCUCUUGAAUAUAUGGAUCAGUCGCAGUGAUGGUUAUGAUGAUGGAUCUGGAGAAUUUCCUGGUCGUGUAAGCAAUUGGGAUGAAGAUGAGCUGGGACUUGAUAAGGGCUCUUGUUCUGUUGGUGAAAGUCCUUUUGAAGUGCUUCAUUCUGAGGAGGCUUGUAAGAAUUUUUUCACGAAUGAGGAUGAAACCAAGAGUGCAGGUGGUCAAUCAGAAGUUAGUGAAGGGAGGAGUACAACUAAUUUUGUCACUGUUGAAGAGCAAGGUGAGGUGGAGAGAACGAAUGGGGGAACAAAAUCUGUAGGGGAUGCUAUAAAAGCUGACAGGAUCGCUCGUCCUGUGCUUUUGGAUCUUGAUGAAUUUAAGAGUAAAGCUUUUAAUUCCAAAAGUAGAACUGUAACUGGUCAGACUGGAGGCAUAAUACACAGAGUGGAGCCUGGUGGCAGAGAGUAUAAUUAUGCUUCCUCUUCAAAGGGAGCGAAAGUCUUGGGUUUUAAUAAGGAAGCCAAGGGUGCCUCAAAUAUCUUGUGCAAAGACAAGGACAAGUAUCUUCGGAGUCCAUGUUCUGCUGAAGAGAAAUUUGUUAUCAUUGAACUGUCGGAAGAAACUUUGGUUGACACAAUCGAAAUAGCAAAUUUUGAGCAUUACUCAUCUAAUUUGAAGGAUUUUGAGCUGCGUGGGAGUUUGGUUUAUCCCACUGACACAUGGUUUGAACUUGGUAAUUUCACUGCGGGUAAUGUGAAGCAUGCUCAAAGGUUUGUUCUCAUGGAGCCAAAAUGGGUGAGGUAUCUGAAAUUAAAUCUUUUGACACAUUAUGGUUCAGAGUUCUACUGCACGCUGAGUGUCGUGGAAGUUUAUGGAGUUGAUGCUGUUGAGAGGAUGCUUGAGGAUCUGAUUUCUGUCCAGGAUAAUGAGUUCCUAUCCGAAGAGCGAAGUGGGGAUCAGAAACCAAUUUCCUCCCAUCCAGUCUCCAGUGGGGGUGGUUUGAAUUCGGAUUUUGAUGUCGAAGUGGAGCCUGAUCCUGAUCUUGACACCUCUGAUGUGAAACGUGGGGUUUCUGCUAUUGAUGUGCCUGAUCCAGUUGAGGAAAGACGUCUUCAGCAGAACGGCAGGAUGCCUGGUGACACAGUUUUGAAGAUUCUAAUGCAGAAAGUUCGAACGUUGGAUUUGAGUUUGUCAGUUUUGGAGCGAUACCUGGAGAAACUAAAUUCCAGAUAUAGCAGCAUUUUCAAAGAAUUAGACAAAGAAAUAGAAGAGAAAGAUGUCCUGUUGGAGAAGAUAAGAUUGGACAUGAGGAGUCUUUUUGACAGCAAGGAGGUCAUGGGUAAAGAAGUUGGUGAUCUUCUUUCUUGGAAAUCCCUCGUUUCCAGUCAGCUGGAUAUUAUACUCAGGGACAAUACCGUUCUCAGGUCGGAGGUUGAAAAGGUUCGAGCAAAUCAAAUACAUAUGGAGAAUAAGGGAAUAGUUAUAUUUCUUGUAUGUUUAUUUUUCGGUUUGUUAGCCCUUGUUAAGGUAUUCACAGGCAUAGUGUUGAGUAUUUAUUAUAGAUCAGGGAAUCCCGGGAAUUUUUGUACAAUAAGUUCUUCCUGGUUUUGUCUAUUGUUGAGCUGUAGCAUUGUUACUAUCAUCCUGUCUAUAUAAUUAUGUGAAUGCCCAUUUCAAGCUA
Messenger RNA from Rhododendron vialii, 2480 nucleotides. Its product is annotated as SUN domain-containing protein 4. The coding region runs from base 698 to 2455 and encodes 585 amino acids. NCBI's taxonomy places the organism in Eukaryota, Viridiplantae, Streptophyta, Magnoliopsida, Ericales, Ericaceae. Gene Ontology annotation, biological process: protein folding in endoplasmic reticulum. Gene Ontology annotation, cellular component: membrane; cytoplasm. The transcript has 5 exons. The record is from RefSeq and is a predicted model, not a curated record.